Molecule: messenger RNA, 2136 nt
Organism: Hordeum vulgare subsp. vulgare (domesticated barley)
Lineage: Eukaryota; Viridiplantae; Streptophyta; Magnoliopsida; Poales; Poaceae
Product: monosaccharide-sensing protein 2-like
Exons: 8
Coding region: 1-2136 (711 amino acids)
Biological process (GO): transmembrane transport
Cellular component (GO): membrane
Molecular function (GO): myo-inositol:proton symporter activity
Source: RefSeq, a predicted model, not a curated record
AUGGAAGAUUUAACAUGUCCUCUUGUGAGAGAUUCAGAGGCUAAUCUUCAUGCCAAGCUCGCUCCCUCCGGCCCCGGAUCUGGACUACAGCAAGCGUGUAAGAAGUUGCGUGACUGGAUGACCGUUGAUCGUGCGGUACUCGUCGCGUUCAUGGCAUCCAUCGGCAACCUGCUCCAAGGCUGGGAUAAUGCGAGUAUUGCAGGUGCUAUGUUUUACAUAAAGGAGGAAUUUAAACUAGAUAGCAUGCCAAUGAUUGAGGGGUGUAUUAUGGCCAUGGCACUUUUUGGGGCAACGAUAAUCACGACACUUUCUGGAAUGCUAUCUGAUAAAUUUGGUAGGUGGAUGAUGCUACUUACCUCGGCGGUAUUGUCCUUUGUUAGUGCACUAUUGGUCAUAUUUUGGUCCCAACAUGUGUAUAUGCUUCUAUCCGCGAGACUUAUUCAAGGAUUUAGUAUUGGCUUGGCAGUCACACUUGUGCCAUUAUAUAUAGUUGAGACCGCGCCUUCUGAUAUGAGAGGAAAAUUAAGCACAUUUCCCCAGCUAAGUGGUUCCGUUGGUAUGUUCUUAUCUUACUGCAUGGUGUUUUGGAUGUCCAUGCUGCCAAAGACUCCGAGUUGGCUUGUGAGCCAAGGAAGGGUGGAUGAAGCAAAGAAGGUUUUACAAAAACUACGAAAAAAGGAAGAUGUCUCAGGUGAAAUGGCAAGUCUUUUGGAGGGCACAAAAGUUGGUGACACUCCGUCUAUGGAGGAGUACCUAAUUAGCACUAACGAAAACAUGUUAAGGGAAAAAUUGAUUGGCAAUGAUGAAAUAAUAAAAUUAUAUGGACUUCCAGAAGAUUUGCAUUGUGUUGCCUAUCCACUGAAGAGAACAAACACAGAAGAAAGUGGUAUUGGUCGUCCUAUAAGUCGUGGAGCAUCGUUCUAUGACCCGCUUGUCAACAUUAUUGGGAGUAUGCACGGGCUCCCUGAGGUGGCCCACGGCAUAUUCAAUGAAUUGGAACAACAAGGUCCAAUUGAAGCGGACGAAGAGAAUCAGGAAGAGACCAAAGAACACGAGCUAGAACAGAACAUCGAUGAUCUCUAUGAUGGUGAGCAUGAUUAUCUUAUUCAACCAAAACCUACGAAUAUAAAUGAUUUGGUGGUAUGUCGCAAAAGCGGCCACAUUGGUGGAGGAUGGCAAUUGGCUUGGAAAAUGUCAUCAGGAUAUCGUCCAAAUGGGCAAAUGGAAGGUGGCAUGGAACGAGUAUAUUUACAUGAAGGAGGUGUGCCAAGUUCUGAAAAUCUAUUGGAUGCUCAAAUAGAUGGGAAUUUCAUUCAAGCAACUGCUUUGGUCAACAAAUCUGUUUUUCACAAGUCUGGACACAAUAUUGGUAUUCAUUCACCUAAUCAAGAUUAUAGAAGUACAACAUGGAAGGAUCUAUUAGAACCUGGUGUAAAACGUGCGCUGGUUGUGGGUGUUGGAAUACAAGUACUUCAACAGUUUGCUGGAAUCAAUGGCAUUCUUUAUUACACCCCUCAAAUACUUGAGCAAGCAGGUGUAGGGGUUCUUCUCUCCAAGUUUGGCAUUAGCUCUUCUUCAGUGUCCAUUCUUAUGAGCGCUCUUACAACUUUAUUGAUGCUUCCUUUUAUUUGCAUCGCCAUGUGGCUUAUGGAUCGCACAGGAAGAAGACGGAUACUACUUGUGACAAUACCCAUCUUGGUAGUCUCCCUUGUUGUUUUGGUAACCGUCAACAUUGUGAAUCUGAGUGCUGAACUACAUGCACUACUCUCAACAAUGAGUGUUGGAAUAUAUUUCUGCAUAUUUGUCAUGGGUUUUGGUCCAAUACCAAAUAUAUUCUGCUCAGAGAUUUUCCCCAACAAAGUUCGUGCUAUUUGCUUGGCCAUAUGUAGCCUAAUCUUUUGGAUUUGUGACAUCAUUGUGACAUAUACCCUCCCUGUAUUGUUGAGGUAUAUAGGUCUGGCGGGUGUUUUCGGAGUUUAUGCUAUUGUUUGUGUGUUGGCUUUUAUUUUCGUCUGUCUAAAGGUUCCGGAAACAAAGAAUAUACCUAUUGAGGUCAUAGCAGAGUUCUAUGCACUUGGAGGGUCAGGUACCCAAAUCAUUCAAGAGAAGCAGAAAGAGAAUUCAGAGAAAUUAUGA